Molecule: messenger RNA, 1610 nt
Organism: Stegodyphus dumicola
Lineage: Eukaryota; Metazoa; Arthropoda; Arachnida; Araneae; Eresidae
Source: RefSeq, a predicted model, not a curated record
AAUGAAAAAUAUAUGUGGUCCGAUUAAAGGUGAAAUUGACUACACCUGUGUUGAUGAACUGAGAGCUCUUUUGGGUUUACUUAUUUACACAUCAGUCUUCAAAUCCAAUCAUGAAGAUAUUGAAUGUUUAUUUGCCACGGAUGGAACUGGCCGCGAUAUUUUUCGUGCAGUUAUGUCAAUGAAACGUUUUAAAUUUUUACUUUCAAAUUUGCGAUUUGAUAACCCAGAUGAUAGGGAAAGAACGAAAGAAAUCUGAUCCGGCAGCACUUAUUUCUGAAGUGAUGAGUUUAUUCAUUUAUAACUCCCACAAAGCUUACACAUUAGGCACGUGCGUCUGCAUUGAUGAAAUGCUUGUUGGAUUCAGAAGAAAGUGUCGCUUUAAAAUGUAUAUGCCCCAAAAGCCUGUGAAAUAUGGAUUAAAAGUUAUGUGUUUGACUGAUGCCCAGGAAUAAUUAUGCUUACAAUACAUAUCUUUAUUGUGGAAAAGACUCUGAUGGAAUUAGCGUAGAAGAGAGUUGGAAAAAAUUCAGCAAACCAAGUCAAGCUGUUCUGCGUUUGAGCAAACCAAUUUUUAAUACGAACAGGAAUGUAACAGCAGACAAUUGGUUUUCUUCCAUAGAACUUACCACAGAAUUGUUAAAAAACGGACUGACAUACGUUGGAACUGUUAAAAAAGAAAUUCCGAAAGAUUUUCUUCUAUGUAAGUCAAGAAAAGAGAAUUCAACAUUGUAUGGAUUUACUAAGGACAUAACUUUGAUUUCAUUUGUUCCAAAGAAAAGGCGAGCAGUGGUUUUGAUGUCAUCAUUGCAUCAUUCGAUAGAAACAGACUCGGAAACACAGAAACCUGAAAUAAUUGGUUUUUAUAACAGAACCAAAGGUGGUGUUGAUGCUUUAGAUGAAAAAUGUUCUGUCCAUUCCUGUAGUAGGAGAAGAACGCGUUGGCCUAUGGCUCUUUUCUACCGGUUAGUAGAUAUGAGUAUAGUAAACGCAUACAUUUUGCACCAAGGUUAUAACCAAAACCCUGCUAUGACCAGAAUGGUGUUUUUGAAAGAAUUAGUCAAACCACUACUACACACGAGAGUGAAAAAUCCAAGAAUAAAUCGAGAAUUGCGCCUGACAAUAAAGCGAAUUUUAGGAAAAGAAGCUGAGUCUAAAAAUGUGGAGCAGUGCACAAAAGAAGCAAAAUUAAAACCAACGGAAAACAUGUCGUCUGUGCCCCCCAAGCAAGAAAAGAAAGACAGCAUAUUUAUGUUUGGAAUGCACGCAAAAGUUAUGCAAUGAAUGUGCUAAAGAAGACGAAAACUAAAUUGUUUACUAUCAGAAAAUCGGUGAGAUACUGAUAUUUAAGGUACUGUCAAAAUUUUUCUGUAUUGUGCUACAUACAAUUUUCUCCGGUUAAAAUUUGUUUUAAAUAUCAAAUAAUAUAGAUAAAAUAGUUAAUUCAAAACAGAUGCAUUCUUAUUUUUAGUUUUAUAGAAUUUAGUGCAGCAUAUGAUUUUCACCGAAAAAUUUAAGGCUAUGGGGAAAUUUUAUGGGAAAAAUUUAAUUUCACUUUAAAGUGUAAAAACAUAUUUUCUUUUCAGAGUAAAAUGUUCAAAGAAUAUCUAAGU